AUGAUGGAAGUCUUGAUAUUAGAGAUUGAAGAUCCAGGUUGCUUUUGGGUUACUGUAAAAGGAUGUGGGCCUUAUGUAGUCAACGAAAAAGAAUAUAAAAACCUGAAUGCUGAAAUGAAUCAGUUUUAUGACAAAUCUUAUCAAGAUGCAGAUGAAAUAAAACCACUAACGUUAGAAGAAGGCCAGAUUUGUGUGGUUUUUAGCAAGGAACUGAAAUGCUGGUGUAGAGCAGUUAUUAAGUCAAUCAUGUCCUGUACAGAUCAUUAUCUAACAGAAUGUUUUCUUGUGGAUUAUGCCAAAUAUAUUUCCGUUAAAUCAAAUGACAUUCGAGUUGCAGUGGAAGCAUUUAUGCAAAUUCCAUAUAGAGCAAAACAGUGUGGACUGUAUCGCACAAAGCCAGUGACUUUGCAUAUCAACUUUUGUGAAGAUACUGCAAAAAUAGUACCAGCCAAAAGAUGGGAUUGUGCUGCUACUCGGUAUUUUCAAAGCCUUCUCAAAGCGACUACCCAAAUCAGAGCUCAGUUAUGUGCUAUCAAGGGUGACAAAUUUGAUGUUCUUCUUUAUGUGACAAUAAAAAAUGAAAAGGUAUGCGUUAAUGAUGAUCUUGUCUCAAAGAAUUUUGCUCGUUUUGAGGAGGAUAAAGAGAACACAGAGCAUCCUGCAAAUGAUCAAGAGAGCCAGACAUCACUAAAUGUUGAGUCUCCUCUUCUACUGAAAAUUGUUAAUCCUGCACUUGCUGUGAGCCCAAUUCCGUCUCAGGAGAAGAUAUCUAAGAAUCUUGAAACAGGUCAUGCUGUUUCCAGGUCCUGUACAGGACUGUACAGUCACCAAAUGUCAAGCACAGGUCUAAAUGGAAGUACUGAAUCUAGUUUGCAAAAUGUUAGUGCAGAAGGCAACUUUGUUUUCCUUAGCAACAAAAUUGAGCCAUCUUCAAUUCUGGAAACAGCACCACUUUUUGAUGAUCUGAAAAAGGAACUUGCUCGGAAAAAAUUUUUAGGCCCUGACUUCACAGAAUCUUAUUGUUGGCCACCAAUAGCUCGAGGAUGUGAUGUACUUGCCAUCUCGCAUCAGGGAAAUGAUCCUCUCUUAUAUAUUCCACCAGUUCUUACGUUUUUGCAGUCGGAAAGUUGCUACAAAUCCUUGCUGAAUAGGAGCGGACCAUUAGCAUUAGUUGUAUGUCCUGGAUGGAAGAAGGCACAACUUGUUUUUGAAUUAUUGAAAACAUACAGCAGAUGCUGCAGACCACUUCAUCCCAUGUUGAUAAUAGUUGGGCAAAACAAAGAAGAAGCUAGAAAUGUGAAAAUUCAUCGCGGAUGCGAAGUUAUCGUGACUACACCAUACAGCCUUUUGAGACUGUUUGAACAUCAUGGUUUAUUAUUUCUCAGACUUUGCCAUCUUAUUUUUGAUGAGACUGAGGUACUGUUCUCUGAAGCUAGUGAACAGGUUUUUACCAUACUAGAUUAUUAUAGGAAAACUGUUAUUAUAGAGGAACAGCUAUAUUCACCACAUCAGAUUGUUGCUGUUGGAACUCGUUGGAAUAAACAUAUAACACGUUUACUAAAGGAGUUCAUGAAUGAUCCUUAUGUUGUGAUAACUGCUAUGGAAGAAGCUUCCAUAUAUGGAAACGUACAACAGGUUGUACAACUUUGCUUGAACAGUGAGAGAAUUGCUGUGUUGCUCAGAAUACUGGAUUUUACACCUAAUAAUGUUGAAAAGAUACUGAUAUUCACUAAUACAAUAAACGAAGCAGAAAUGGUUCAUCAGGCACUGAGGAGCAAUUCGAUAUUUUCCUUGAAAAUACAUAAAGAAAGCGAGUUUAAUUUUGAAUGUGUUUUAGAGCACUGGACAAAAAGUAGUUCUGGCCCUCACGUUGUGUUAGUCUUAACAGAUGAUUGCACGCAGUCUUUGGGAAUUACAGAUGCAACUUGUGUGAUACAUUUCAGUUUUCCUUCUUCUCCAAGAAUCUUUGGUCAGCGUCUACACCACAUGUCUGACAACUUCUAUAACGUGACAGAGAAGGGUUCUUUUGUAGAUCAGAAUUAUACAAAGGCAAGGUCAGUCUUACUACUAACAGAAAACAGUAUGUGCCAUGCUCUUGGGGUCCUGCACUAUUUGAAGCGUGCUGAAGCUGAAGUUCCGCCAGAACUGCAUGAUUUUACUACCAGAGUGCUAGAAGCUGAAGAAGAAAAGAAGCUUACAAGGCCACUGUGUACCUAUCUUAAAACACUUGGGAUUUGCAAGAAUAGGAGAGUGUGCCCAGAUCGUCAUCUCGUUAAUGUGCAAACAGACAUACCCCAGAAUAUGCCAGAUAAAAUUACACCAAUGCCUGGGUGUGUGACAGUAAUGCCUCUCCAUAUUGUAAGUGCAACAAACUACUUUGGUCGCAUAGUAGAUAAGCAAAAGGACCAAUAUGCAAUUCUUGCUGAAGAAAUUAAUGAGUAUUUUAAGAAACCUAGUAAUAACGUCUCUGUUGACAAGGUGGAGAACCUAGCAUUGUAUGGGUUGUACGAGGAAACGUUUUUCCACAGGGUUCAGGCGGUAGAGAUUUCCCAAAAAGAAGGAAAAAAAUUAUUGCAUAAUGUUACAGUUAAAUACAUAGAUGAAGGCAGAAUGAGUCAAGUUGAGAGCCAUCGAUUGCUUCAGUUACCUGCAAGAUUUCAGUGUCUGCCACCUCAGGCUGUGGAAUUUAUAGUUUGUAGUGUGAAACCCAUUGAUAAUGAAAUUGAAUGGAACCCGAGGGUUACUAGUCAUAUUUAUCAGAAAAUUAAAGGAAAACCACAUGAAGCAAAAAUAGUGUUUACUUUGGGAAAUACGAUUUGGGUUGACCCAAUGGUCCGAGUUACCAGGCUUUCAAAUUUGAAGAUGUCUGUCAAUGAAUACAACGUUCGAUCUGAGAUUUUGUCUAUGGGACUGGGAACAGACAAUCCGGAACAUAUAAAACAACUUCAGAAGCUGUGCAGGCAUGUGAGGGUAUUAACUCAUGAGAAGAACUUGGAAACUUUGUAAGUCAUAAAGGAGGAAAUGGUCAGUCCACAAAAUGUGUCCAACUUGGAGAAUGUACAAGAAAACUCUACUGAAAGCUGUUUUUCUUCCAAAAUGACUUUGGAGAAUCAUCCAUAUGAUGGUGUAGCUGAAGUUAAGAGAGCAGAAGACUCUACCCUUUGUCAGCGUAAAUGCUUUUAUCCAGAAAUAAAGUGGUUUCAAAAUGAAGAGACUGUUACAGUGAAGGUAAAAAUAGCAAGCAUAGCUGAUUAUAAAUGCGAGUUCUCUAAAGAGAAGAUGGUUUUCAGUGCUUGCUCAGGAGACAAAUUUUAUUUGGCUGACAUGGAGCUGCAUCAGCAUAUACUUGCAGAAAAGUCUACAUGUGUGAUAAAGGAUAGAGAGGCUAUUAUUGUCCUUACAAAAGAGAAGAGACAAUCAUGGUGCAAGUUACUGAAGAACAAGAAUUCUCAUGUGUGUUUUGAUUUUGAACAUUGGGAAGAUUUUGAAGAUGAAGGCCCAUUUCCAGUUGGUAUUAAAAAGUUGCAUUGCACUAAUGCAGUAACAGAAGAAUUGAUGGACUCUUCAGAAGACAGUGGAACAGAAAGUGACGAUUAAUUUGAUGAUAAAUCUCUUAAUAAAGACUUAUCCUUCAAAAUAGCAGCUCUCUCCUCAUAUGAGAAUUUCCAGUCAA
Messenger RNA from Rhea pennata, 3673 nucleotides. It is a transcript of the gene TDRD12, whose product is annotated as tudor domain containing 12. Gene Ontology annotation, molecular function: ATP binding; nucleic acid binding. Lineage: Eukaryota; Metazoa; Chordata; Aves; Rheiformes; Rheidae. The transcript has 28 exons. The record is from RefSeq and is a predicted model, not a curated record. Gene Ontology annotation, biological process: germ-line stem cell division.